UUAUUAUUAUUAUUUUAAAGGGUUAUUGCCCAUUUUUUUUCUUUCUUUUUUUCAAUAAAAGCACUAAUGUUAGUGGGCUGGUCCCGCGGGGCUUUUUGUUGGUUGGGCCACAGAGGGCGGGUUUUUUACUCCACCUGCCAACAAAACCACUGGGACAAAUUCCGCUCUGCAGCCUGGAGAAACACUCAAACCUUCACCAAAGAAGAAGAAGAAGGAGAAGAAGAAGAAUGAGGAGGAGGAGGAAGAGGAGGAGGGGAUAAAAAAAAAAACCCACACCAACGGCUUCAUCCUCCCUUAGAAUAGCUCUGGUAUUGAAGAGGGGUUUAUUGAUUGACGUGAGAAAGUGGAGGAGGAUUCGCUCCGCUCAGCCUCGCAUGGUGCUGCUCAGGGGGAGGAAUGAACUGGGAUCCGGUCGGUACCUGAGUGAGGACGGACGGACGGACUGUUCCUCCGUCACCUCCUUUAUUUAUUUAUUUAUUUAUUUUUUAAAUCGCAGCUUCAUUCACCGGACACUUUAAAAGGGAACACACCGGCAUCGUUGGGGUUCGUGCGUGUCCCGGCGACAACAUGAGACACAAAUGAUGUUUAACAUUUCCAUAGAUGGAGGGCCCUUCUCUAAGAACUUGGAGGACUUCGACUCCAUCCGCAGUGUGCUCCUUUACAGUGACCUGGAGCCAGAAUGGCUGGACGACAUCCAGAAGAACGGCGAGCUCUUCUACCUGGAGCUGAGCGAGGGCGAAGAGGAGGCAGCGCUGGCCCAGGCGAGCGCCGGUCAAGGCGCGUCCACCAAUCACGUGCGCUUCAGCGAGAAGGAGGCGGAGGUAAUCACCGAGGAGCACAGGAAGCAGCGGUGCAGCUCACGGGCCAAAGGCGAGCCCGCUCUCAAGAGGCUCGCCAGGAUCCUGAGGAGGAAACGCCGGCCGUCGCAGCGCAGAGGCGGAGGAGGAGGAGGGAAGGACGGCGGCAAAGACAACUCGACCCCGGCGUCCAUCCUGAAGAACCAGCCGAGCCAGAGGCAGGGCGUCACUGUUCAGCAGCAGCAGCAGCAGCAGCAGCAGCAGCAGCAGCAGCAGCAGCAGCAGCUGAAGGAGGUGUGUGUCUACCUCAACCCCAAACGUCUCGGAGGUGCGUCGACACCCCUCUCCGUCAGCGGAGGCCUGUUGGAGGCUCUGCUGGGGGUGGUGCACCGCCCCUCGUGGAGUAGAGGACACGCAGAUCCCGCCGUUGUCACGCGGGAUGAAAGACUGACCGUCCACGGAUUAACACCAAACAGCCCAGCCAUCAAAUGUGGCCAGAUAAUAAUCGGUGACGUGCUUGUGGCAGUGGACGACGUGGACGUGACCACAGAAAACAUCGAGAGGGUUCUGUCCUGCAUCCCGGGACCAACACAGGUGAGGUUGACCCUGGAGACCGCGGCUCAGGCGGACGGCGGCGGCAGUGCCGGCGACGCCUCGUCAGCCCGCAGGACAAAGUCCCCACCGCCGGUCAGCCAGCUGGUGCGCCUGCUGUGGGGGGAAGACACGGCCGAGCUCCAGAUGUCGAUAGGACACAUCCCGCACGUCGUCAUGUACCUGUCGCUCAAACUGGACUCGGCGUCGCCACAGGAGGAGGAGGAGAUCUUGUACCAGUACCCGGUGUCUGAAGCGUCCAGCCAGCUGAAAGGAGUGAGGGGAAUCUUCCUCACCCUGUGUGACAUGCUGGAGAACGUCACAGGAGGGAAGAUCUGCAGUUCGUCUCUUGUGCUCGGGAAACAUCUGGUGCACGUGGGCUACUGGAAGGACAGCAACAACCUACUGGUCAUUGGCCUUCCCGCUGAGAGGGUUCCGCUGCUGUAUCUGCAGACGGUGGUGGGAGACGUGGUGCGGACACUAAAAGUGAUGUAUGGCUCUUUGGACAGUGCCUUCUGUAAGGCGGACCACGCUCCCAGGCUGGACCAUUUCUUCUGCCUGUUCUUCCAGCAGCUCAUCCAGCCGGCCCGUCUGAGGGACGGCUCCUCGGCCCCGGCCCCCGACAUCUCGGGGACCCUCUUCCUUGACGGACUGCCGGCGGUCCGAUGGCUCACGCUGCCCCCGGAAAUCAAGAUGGAGGUGGACACUGUUCUCUCUGAUUUUGAAUCCUCCGAUUUUGGCGAAAUGUCGGAGGACUUCUUUGGCCUGAGGCGUCUGUAUGUUAUUUUAGGCUCCUGUCUGUUCUACAAGUCCUACCUGAUCGCCAACCACCUGCCCAAAGAGGACCUGCUGGACGUGUGCCUGUACUGCCAGCACUACUGCCUGCUGCCGCUGGCGUCCGAGCAGCGCGUGGGUCAGCUGGUCAUCUGGAGGGAGGUGUUCCCCCAGCAGAGAGCGAGCGGCGGCGGCGACACGGCGCCGGGCUACAGUCAGCCACAGGGACGACACUUCCUUCUCAUAGUGGGGCUGAGGCACUUCAUGCAGUGUGUGCUGUUAGAGGCGGGGGGCUGUGCGUCGCCAGCCCUGGGCUCUCCAGGACCUGACUGUGUCUACGUGGACCAGGUGAAGGCCACUUUGCUGCAGCUGGAGGCGUUGGAGGCAGGUAUCAAAGAGCGACUGAACGCCCCGCCCGCUCCCUGCCUCUCCUGCGCCGACUGGUUCCUCCCCGCCGCCGCAGCCCGCGACCGUCUGGACGGCCGGGCCUCGUCCUCGCCCGUUUUCAGCAAGCUGGCCGGAGCGGUGAAGGGCUCCUCGUCGGGCCCCAGAGGCCGCAGCCUGUUCGGGGAGAAGUCCCGGCGGUCCAGCCCCCAGAGGAGCCUGUCAGACAGCGGCAGCGAGGGACAGAUGGAUGCCGGGUCGGGGUCCGGUUCGUCGUCGAUGGCGCCGGGCUUUAGUCCGCAUUCCACCCCGGACUCGGCGAGGAAGCUGGGGCCGCGACGGGAUUCCCUGGGGUCCGACGGAAGCGGGGGCGGCGGAGGCCUCUUCAAGAUUCCCAGGAUGAAGCACCCAAACCCCUUCUACCUGGGAACGCUGAAGAAGACGCUGACUGAGAGGGAGACGGAGGAGAUGUACAACACCAUGAAACUGACCUCAGGGGCGGAGAACACCUUGUUCCACUACGUCCUGAUGGAGGCGGUCCAGGGGAUCUUCAUCGCUCCGACCCACAGGGAGGUGGCCCAGCUCAGCGGCUCCAUUCACCCGCAGCUUAUCCGCAACUUCCACCACUGCUGCCUCUCCAUACGGGCGGCGUUCCAGCAGAGCCUGCCGGCCAGGGGUCGUCGGGCGGCAGACGGGCCCCGUGGCGGCGGUUGGGGCCUGGGCCCCGUCAAGGAACACGGGGUCCUGUUCCAGUGUAAACCGGAGAACUGGACCGACCAGAGGAAGCCUGCUCCCACCAUGACUUACUGGGUCAUCGGACGGAUGCUGCUCGAGCCCGUCCCGCAGGAGUUCUAUGUGUGUUUUCACGACUCGGUGGCCGAGGUUCCCGUGGAGAUGGCCUUCAGACUCUCCUUCGGCCUGGCCCUGUGAUCUCUCCAGAGCGACGGAGAUUUCUUGAACCAAAAUGAAGCAUCGGGUCGCGUUCUCAGGGGGAAAAAAAAGCUCAACCAAAUUCGGGGGGCUUGUGCAAAAGCACCCGAGCGAGAGAAAACAUGUGGGAAUUUUAUGCCAGUAUCUGUGGGAUAAUGGACUGGAGUCAGUUGUUACAGUUUGCCUCAAAUUACAGGCGAUUUGCUGCAGAGAGCAGCGGAGCGUGACCGAGGACGGGAGCGAUAAGCAGGUCAACUGCUUGGCCUGGAGUUCACACCAGUACGUCCUGUGCCUUGUUGUUAAACCAGGUAUCGUGUUCCGCAACAGAAGCAGCUCUGUGCUGAACAAAAAAAAACACUCAAGUCAGCAAAUACCUCUCGUGUCGGUGUAAACCUCUGAUAAGAGCAGACAAGGCCUUCCAAGUGACAGCAGACGUUUGCUGCCGUUAAGUUUUACGACGCUGGACCAGUAAAAACGCACAUCUCCAUGGUGACAGAGUUUGUAUUGAUAUUUUCACAGAUUGCAAAGUGUUGGGGAGGAAUCGUUUAUUAAUUUAACUAUGUUUGUAUAGUUUUGUACGGAAAAUGACUAAUUUUGUUACCAAGAAUGAACAUGAGAUUAAAAAAACUAAAUAAGCCUCA
Scophthalmus maximus (turbot) is the source of this 4117-nucleotide messenger RNA. It is a transcript of the gene intu, whose product is annotated as inturned planar cell polarity protein. Gene Ontology annotation, cellular component: cilium; cytoplasm. The coding region runs from base 579 to 3476 and encodes 965 amino acids. The record is from RefSeq and is a predicted model, not a curated record. The transcript is spliced from 17 exons. Gene Ontology annotation, biological process: vesicle-mediated transport; establishment of planar polarity; cilium assembly. NCBI's taxonomy places the organism in Eukaryota, Metazoa, Chordata, Actinopteri, Pleuronectiformes, Scophthalmidae. Gene Ontology annotation, molecular function: protein binding.